This is a messenger RNA of Nanorana parkeri, 1150 nucleotides long. RefSeq names its product MACRO domain containing 2 (gene MACROD2). The coding region runs from base 119 to 1150 and encodes 343 amino acids. The transcript is spliced from 20 exons. Gene Ontology annotation, molecular function: ADP-ribosylglutamate-[protein] hydrolase activity. Lineage: Eukaryota; Metazoa; Chordata; Amphibia; Anura; Dicroglossidae. Gene Ontology annotation, cellular component: nucleoplasm. Gene Ontology annotation, biological process: DNA damage response; peptidyl-glutamate ADP-deribosylation; purine nucleoside metabolic process. The record is from RefSeq and is a predicted model, not a curated record.
UCCUCUGUGCACCUUCACAUCUCCUCUCUAUUGUGUCUUUUCUCCCCCGAGUUCACAAACACAAUUUGCUGCUAGCCUGGGGAACUUACAGACAAAAUCCAACAACAACACCAUCAGCAUGCCCAACAGCAGCAAGAAGAAAAGGGCAUGGGAAGAAGAGAAAGAGCGGCUAUUGAACUUGUCACAAGAACAGAGGCGCCAAGAGCUGAGUAGAAAUUACAUUAUACUGAAUGAUAUUCCAACAUGGCUUAAUCAAAAUGGAGACACACCAGCAGAAGAUGACAAUCAAAAAAUAAACAGCUUGUGUGGCAAAGUGUCGCUCUACAAAGGAGACAUUACCCAACUUGAAGUAGACGCCAUCGUCAAUGCAGCAAACUCGAGUCUUCUUGGAGGUGGUGGAGUGGAUGGCUGUAUACACCGAGCUUCAGGGCCUAAUCUCAUGGCUGAAUGUCGUUCAUUGGGAGGCUGCCCUACGGGACAAGCUAAAAUUACCUGCGGGUAUCAGCUACCAGCAAAAUAUGUUAUUCACACUGUGGGGCCUAUUGCAAGAGGACAGCUAAACGAUAACCAUAAAAAGGACCUUGAAAGUUGUUACAAGUCUUCACUGGCACUGGCAAAAGAGUACAAAAUCAGAUCAAUAGCUUUUCCCUGCAUUUCUACAGGAAUUUAUGGAUUUCCAAAUGAGCCAGCAGCUAAUAUAGCCUUGAACACAACCAAAGAAUGGUUGAUGGAAAAUCAAGAUGAGAUAGACCGCAUAAUAUUCUGUGUAUUUUUGGAGAUUGAUGACAGAAUCUACAGAAAGAAAUUGGCAGAGUUUUUUCCUAAAGAAUUGGAUGAAAAGAAUGUACAUUCACCUCCUUCAAAGAAAAGUAAAGCCAAGAAAGAAGAUGAGUCUACUGCUAAAGAAUCAGAUGACAUAAAGGAAACUGGUCAUGAAUCAGAUGAUGAAAGUAAAAUUAAAGCACCCGGCCCUGAAUCAGGUGAUUAUGAGAUUGCAAUAAUGAAUAUCACAGAGGACAUGGCAGACCAAGAAGAAGACGUUAGCAUGAAAGGAUCUGUCCUAGAAUCAGUGGAAGACUCAGAGGGAGAUCCCCUGAAAGACCCGGGUGGCGAUCAUGUGUAUGAGCCAGUUUACAAAGAUUUUACCUGA